Molecule: messenger RNA, 1439 nt
Organism: Emiliania huxleyi CCMP1516
Lineage: Eukaryota; Haptophyta; Isochrysidales; Noelaerhabdaceae
Exons: 4
Coding region: 92-1222 (376 amino acids)
Biological process (GO): proteolysis
Molecular function (GO): cysteine-type endopeptidase activity
Source: RefSeq, a predicted model, not a curated record
CCUCUACUCCUCGGUCUCUGCCGAAAGGCGCUCUCCCAGCCGGGCCCCCUCUCGAUUCAAUUCAAGACAGCUCUGCAGCGGGCCGAUACACAUGGAGCUCGCAGCCGGCGCUGGCGUAGCCGCGGCUGCGGCGGCCGGUGGGGCCGCGUACCUGCGUAGUCGACGGGGCCCGGCGUCUGGCAAGGAAGGCACGACCAAAUGGCAGUGGCGCGCGGCUGCCGUGAAGGAGCGGCGCGCCCUGUGCAUCUGCUGCUCCUACCCGGGGACGCAGUGGGCGCUGCCGGGCUGUGUGCCCGACCAGGAGGCCAUGGUCAAGACGCUCAUACGUAACAGCUACGCCGUCACCUUUCUGGCUGACCACACACCCGCCUGGGGCCAGCCCAAGCCGAGCGCGCUCAGCAAUCGCCGCAAUAUCCUCGCCGAGCUCGAGGCGCUGUGCCGCUGGCUCCACGCGGCUCCAGGCAGGCAGGGUUGGGUCUCGUACUCUGGCCACGGCACGCAGACUGCCGACCGCGGCGGCGACGAGGCAGACGGCCUCGACGAGGCCGCGAUGGUGCCCUGCGACUUCAAGAUGGCAGGCCUGCUGACGGACGACAAGCUCCGCACGACCAUCCGAUUCGGCGCGGGCUCCUCGCUCAUGUUCUUCUUCGACUGCUGCCACAGCGGCACGAUCCUCGACCUGCCGUACACGCUGCGCCACACCCUCUCCGGACCCGAGUACCCGAUCGAGACCGAGGCGGGCGCCAUCUUUUGCAUCUCGGCGAGCAAGGACGAUCAGUCGGCCUACGAGACGGCAGAGGGCGGCGUGUGCACGCGCGCUUUCCUCGGCGCAUACACGCCCUCCGUCUCCCCGGCGGCGACGCUGCGACUGAUGCGCCGGUACGCCGAGCGAAAGGGGAUGCCGCAGACCAUCAUGAUGGCGUCAAACCGUCCGUUCACCGAGGCGGACGCCUCCUUCGUUGAGGCUGAGCCCGAGGGCGGCGGGGGCUUUUGCGCCGCCUUUCACCGCUGCCAGAACCGGCUCGGCUGCUCAAAGGGGCGCAGCAAAGCAGGCGACUUUGGCGGCGAGAACCCAGCGGCGCGGAGUCUCGAGCUGAACAGAGGGGAAGCAUCUGGGCGCGGGCCCAAGCUCCAUCCCAGCUGCCCCGACCCGCUCUCGACCACGAAGGGGCGCGCUUACGUCGCCGCUCGCCGUGCGAAGCUGGCGGCGCCCCCUCCGUAGGGCCCGAGAGGCAAGGCGGGGACCGACUCUGUCCGCGCAGAGUGCGAGGACACAGGUAAGUCGAGAGGAGGGGGCGAGGAGCGACGCCGCUGACGGGAGCGGAGAUUCGGGAGCGAUCUCGGCGCGCGUUGCGGGCCCCGGAGUGAUCGACAUAUCCUGUCCGAUCGAGAAAAAGCGGCUGAACCAACGGUCCACGCACUGCGCGCGUGUGCAUUCU